Molecule: messenger RNA, 2669 nt
Organism: Psammomys obesus (fat sand rat)
Lineage: Eukaryota; Metazoa; Chordata; Mammalia; Rodentia; Muridae
Gene: Elp2
Product: elongator acetyltransferase complex subunit 2
Exons: 22
Coding region: 24-2492 (822 amino acids)
Biological process (GO): tRNA wobble uridine modification
Cellular component (GO): elongator holoenzyme complex
Molecular function (GO): protein binding
Source: RefSeq, a predicted model, not a curated record
UCGGCCACUGACCACCAAGCAUCAUGGUGGCGCCUGUGCUGGAGGUAUCUCAUGUGUUUUGCUGCCCGAACCGGGUUCGAGGAGCUUUGAGUUGGAAUUCCGGACCCGGAGGACUCCUGGCCUUUGGCACGUCCUGCUCCGUGGUUCUCUAUGACCCUCAGAAAAAGGUAGUUGUUACCAAUCUGAAUGGUCACAAAGCUCGAGUCAAUUGCCUGCAGUGGAUCCGUAGACAGGAUGGCUCCCCUUCUGCUGAAUUGGUGUCUGGAGGAUCUGACAAUCAUGUGAUUCACUGGGAAAUAGAGAAUAAUCAGGUCUUAAAAGCAGUCAGUCUCCAAGGACAUGGAGGACCUGUUUAUGCCGUGCAUGCUAUUUACCAGAGUGACCCUUCCGGAAGCGGGCUGCAGGCCCUGAUAGCGUCUGCAGCUUCAGACUCCACAGUGCGACUCUGGUCUAAAAAGGGGUCAGAAGUCAAAUGCCUUCAGACCUUGAACUUUGGGGAUGGAUUUGUUUUGACUGUCUGCCUGUCUAUUUUGCCUGGUACUAAUGUACCAAUAUUAGCAUGUGGUGAUGAUGACUGCAAAAUUCACUUAUUUGUUCAACAGGAUGACCAGUUUCAGAAAAUGCUUUCUCUCUGCGGACAUGAGGACUGGAUAAGAGGCGUGGAAUGGGCAACCUUUGGUAGAGACCUUUUCCUAGCAAGUUGUUCACAGGAUUGCCUAAUACGAAUAUGGAGACUAUAUAUGAAACCAACAUCUUCAGAAACUGAGGAUGAUAGUGUCAGACUGACAGAAAACACUUUUACUCUACAAGAUGGAGAUGUUAGCACAACAGUUGCGGUUACCCUGGAAACCUUGCUGGCUGGACACGAAAACUGGGUAAAUGCAGUUCAUUGGCAGCCUUCAUUUUACAAAGAUGGCAUUCUGCAGCAGCCGGUGAGAUUGCUAUCUGCCUCCAUGGACAAAACCAUGAUUCUCUGGGCUCCAGAUGAAGAGUCAGGCGUUUGGUUAGAACAGGUCCGAGUAGGUGAAGUAGGUGGAAAUACUCUUGGGUUUUAUGAUUGCCAGUUCGGUGAGAAUGGCUCUAUGAUCAUCGCCCAUGCAUUCCACGGAGCACUGCACCUUUGGAAACAGAGUACAGUAAACCCAAGACAGUGGACUCCAGAGAUUGUUAUUUCAGGCCAUUUUGAUGGUGUCCAAGACCUGUUGUGGGAUCCAGAGGGAGAAUUCAUCAUUACUACUAGUACUGAUCAGACAACUCGCCUCUUUGCUCCAUGGAAGAGCAAAAACCGAUCACAGGUAACUUGGCAUGAGAUUGCAAGGCCUCAGAUACAUGGAUAUGACCUGAAAUGUUUGGCGAUGAUUGAUCGGUUUCAGUUUGUGUCUGGAGCAGAUGAAAAAGUUCUUCGUGUUUUUUCUGCUCCUCGGAAUUUUGUGGAAAAUUUUAGUUCCAUUUCAGGGCAGUCACUGAAUCAUAUGCUUUGUGAUCAAGAUGAAGAUCUUCCAGAAGGAGCCACUGUUCCUGCAUUGGGACUAUCAAAUAAAGCUGUCUAUCAGGGAGACAUGGCCUUUCAGACUUCUGAGGAGGAGGUGCUCUUAACUAGCCCUGCCUUCGCGUACCCAGAGGUGACUUUUCAGCCUGCCGUCCUUAACGAACCUCCAACUGAGGAUCAUCUUCUGCAGAACACAUUGUGGCCUGAAGUUCAGAAACUGUAUGGACAUGGCUAUGAGAUAUUCUGUGUUACUUGUAACAAUUCAAAAACUCUACUUGCCUCUGCUUGCAAGGCAGCCCAGAAGGAGCACGCAGCCAUCAUACUCUGGAGCACAGCAUCUUGGAAACAAAUGCAGAGCCUUGCUUUCCACACUCUGACUGUCACACAGAUGGCCUUCUCACCUGAUGACAAGUUCUUACUGGCUGUUUCCAGAGAUCGAACCUGGUCUUUAUGGAAGAGACAGCAUGCAGCCUCCCCCGAGUUUGACCCAUUUUUCACUCUCUUUGCAUUCACCAACACCGUCACUUCUGUGCACAGUAGAAUCAUUUGGUCUUGUUCCUGGAGUCCUGAUAGCAAAUAUUUCUUCACUGGAAGUCGAGACAAAAAGGUGGUUGUGUGGGGCGAGUGUAACUCCAGCCAUAACCCCAUGGAGCACCCCAUCGGCCCCUGCUCCUCCGUCCUGGAUGUGGGCAGUUCUGUGAUGGCUGUCAGUGUCUGCCCUGUGCUGAACCUGGCCCAGAGGUAUGUGGUUGCAGUUGGAUUAGAGAGUGGGAAGAUUUGUAUAUACUCCUGGAACAAGACCAAUCAAGAAAUCAAUGACUGGACCUGCUGUGUAGAAACAACUCUAAGCCAAAGUCACACACUUGGUAUCAGAAGGUUAUGCUGGAAGAACUGCAAUGGGAGCACUGAGCAGAGUAAAGAGGGCUUUGAGUGGUUGUACUUUGCAAGCUGUGGCGAAGAUCACACCGUCAAGAUUUACAGGGUUAACAGAUGUGCACUGUGAAAGACUUGACCACACCCCACUGUCCUGAUGUGUCUUAAUGUGUUUGUUAUGUAAAUAGAUCACCUUUCUUAACCUUCUUAUUGACUGAGUUUCCCUAUCUGGAUCUCAGUCUUUGACUAUCCGAAAAAGUCUGUGAACAUACUCUCUACAUGUGCUUUAAAAUUUUUUCUAAUGAUA